AUGGAUGAUCAAACGCUGGGGGUCACCGACGCCGGAUCCCCGCUUGAAACCCUAGAAGAGGUUGAGGUCGCGGCCACGGACGCUUCCGCCAAAUCCAAACGCUCAAAGCUGCGCGUCGCCUUAUGCAUCGCCAAAUACGCUGUGUGCGGCGUCUGCGCAUUCCUCGGCAUUCAAUUCCUCGUCAUGGCUGUCUACAUCGCUGUAAUCGUGAUGUUCUUCCCAAUGUCCCCGUCCCUGCGCCUCCACUCCCUCUCCGUCUCCCAUUUCAAGAUCUCUCGCCAGGACGUCGCCUCCGCUUGGGCCGCCUCCUUCUCCAUCCAAAACCCUAACGAUUUUCGAGCCUUCAACUUGAACAUUGUGGAGGCUCCGAUAACUUACAAGAAGGAUAUGGUAUCCGCGGGAUCCGCGGUCCAAGUCGACGCGGUUCCGAACAAGGAAGUGAGGUUCGCGGUGACGUUCGGUUUCGCACGGUGGAAAGUGGACGAGGGGGUGCAGGAGGCGAUGCAGCGGGAUCGGGAUCGGGAGCAGGGAAGAAUGAAAUUCGAUCUGUCAAUGGCGAUGCAGGGAGAGCUGGUGGUGGCUAAGUACUUCAGGAAGCCUAUAAUCAUGAACGCGGUUUGUAUGCGCUUGAAUGUCACGGUUAACUUUUCCACAGGUGCAGGACUCUGGAUUGAUUCCGCCCCUAAGGACUGCAUUGUUCUCAUGUAA
Molecule: messenger RNA, 708 nt
Organism: Malania oleifera
Lineage: Eukaryota; Viridiplantae; Streptophyta; Magnoliopsida; Santalales; Ximeniaceae
Exons: 1
Coding region: 1-708 (235 amino acids)
Source: RefSeq, a predicted model, not a curated record